AUGCUUAACCGAGUAUUGCGAUGUCAAGAUCAAACUGAUCUCAAGAAAUAUUGGUUUAACUACUUCGAACUAAUUUGUUCAGCACUUAACAAAUUACCUUCUGUCAAAGGGCAUGUUUUUCAAGGUAUAACUAGCAAAAUUAAAGACAAAUAUCCAAAGAAAAAAAUAAUUACUUGGUGGGGUAUCACAUCAUGUACACAAACGCCAGAUGAUAUCGUUUCUUCGUUGUUGGGUGAAAAGUCGACUUUAUUGAAUAUUAAAAUUCUCAAUGGUAAAGAUAUAUCGGCAUAUUCAUGUAAUAGCAAUGAAACCGAGAUUGUCCUAUUACCGGGUACUCGUUUACGUGUAAAUGAUGUAUCAUAUAAUAAUAAUUUUAAUAUUGACGAGAUUGAUUUGGAAGAAAUAAAUGAUGAAAUACUUCGAUCAGAUAUCCUGCGACUAGAAACAAAACAGCAUUUUACAAAAGAUGAAUCUUUCGACAAAAGUUGGCUAGAAUGUCGAUUCAAAGAUGAAGAAGGUACAACAAUCAUCAAACCCAAUGAAUACGAAGAAUAUCUUAGUGAUCCUAAAGGAAAAAUCGAUGAACACAUUCUGAAUCGUAUUAAGGGCUCAAUGUUUGGUUUAGUUUUGGGAGAUGCUCUUGGUGCUCAUGUCGAAUUCAGACCUCACAGCUAUUUGCAUGCUAAUCCAGUUACUGAUCUAAAAGGGGGCGGGACAUGGGGCCUCGAGAAAGGACAGUUCACAGAUGAUGGAUCCAUGGCUCUUUGCUUAGCUAAUUCAUUAGUGGCUCGUCAUGGUUUCGAACCUUAUGAUCAAUUGGUUCGCUAUAAAUGGUGGUUUAGACAUGGAUAUAUGUCAUCGACAGGAAACUGUUUUGAUAUUGGUGACAGUACUAGGAAAGCACUUUGUGAGUUUGAAAAUCGACAAAAAGUCUUCGCUCAACAGCACCGUAUUCCAUUAGAAGGAAUCGAUUAUCUAUCAGAUAAGCAACUUCUUGCAGAUUUUCCUAUCUAUUGCAGCUCAGAUGGAGCAGCUGGUAAUGGUGUACUUAUGCGUUUGGCACCUGUACCUCUAUUUUUCUACCGAAACCCAGAAGUUGCCGUUGGAUUCUCUGGAAUCAGUGGUCGAAUUACUCACGGAGAUAAGAAAGCCUUUGAUGCAUGUCGUUAUUACGGAGCUCUCAUUGUAGCCAUUAUGAACAAUCUAGAUAUAGAUAAAGAUAAACUUCUCAGUAAAGAAUUUUAUUCAUCCGAAAUGAAGAAAUGGUUGAAGAAUGAUCCUUUAGAUUCGGAAAUUGAAAACAUAGCUAAAGGAUCAUUCAAGAAAGAAAAAGGUUAUGAUGCUGGAAUACGAGGUAAAGGUUACGUUGUCAAUUCUCUUGAAGCUGCAUUAUGGGCUUUUUGGAGUACACGCACGUUUGUGGAAGGUGCUUUAGCAGCUGUAAAUCUUGGUGACGAUACUGAUACAACAGCAGCUAUUUAUGGUCAGUUGGCUGGUGCAUACUAUGGUUUUCGUAAAUUGCCAUCAGAAUGGGUCAAUUGUGUCUACUCCAAGCGCUUCAUUGGUUGCUUGUGCAAAUGGAUUGCAUACGAAGGAAGUUAA
Molecule: messenger RNA, 1602 nt
Organism: Rotaria sp. Silwood2
Lineage: Eukaryota; Metazoa; Rotifera; Eurotatoria; Philodinida; Philodinidae
Source: the annotation of a GenBank genome assembly